Messenger RNA from Puma concolor (puma), 2790 nucleotides. NCBI's taxonomy places the organism in Eukaryota, Metazoa, Chordata, Mammalia, Carnivora, Felidae. The record is from RefSeq and is a predicted model, not a curated record.
GAGGCGGACGAGAAGCCAUUGCAGAUCCAAAAUGACUACCUCUUCCAACUGGGAUUUGGGGAGUUGUGGAGGGUGCAGGAGGAAGGCAUGGACUCGGAGAUUGGCUGCCUCAUCCGCUUCUAUGCAGGAAAACCCCACAGCACUGGUGGCUCUGAACGGAUUCAGCUCUCAGGAAUGUAUAACGUCCGUAAAGGCAAAAUGCAGUUGCCGGUGAACCGAUGGGCCAGACGCCAAGUCAUCCUGUGUGGGACCUGCCUGAUGGUGUCAUCUGUGAAAGACAGCUGGGCCGGAAAGAUGCAUGUUCUGCCUCUCAUUGGUGGAAAAGUAGAAGAAGUGAAAAAGCACCAGCACUGUUUAGCAUUUAGCUCCUCUGGACCCCAAAGCCAGACUUACUACAUUUGUUUUGAUACAUUCACAGAGUAUUUAAGGUGGCUUCGACAAGUCUCCAAGGUGGCUUCACAGCGCAUUAGCUCAGUGGACCUCUCGUGCUGUAGCCUGGAGCACCUGCCUGCCAACCUCUUCUACAGCCAGGACCUCACGCACCUCAACUUAAAACAAAACUUCCUAAGGCAAAAUCCCUGCCUACCAACUGCCAGGGGGCUCAAUGAACUGCAAAGGUUCACCAAGUUGAAGAGUCUUAACCUUUCCAAUAAUCACUUAGGGGAAUUCCCAUUAGCUGUCUGCAGUAUUCCAACCCUGACUGAGUUGAAUGUGUCCUGCAACGCCCUUCGAGCAGUCCCAGCAGCCGUCCGAGUUAUGCACAACCUACAGACAUUUUUGUUGGAUGGAAACUUUCUCCAGGCCCUUCCUCCUGAGUUGGAGAAUAUGCACCAGCUCAGUUAUCUUGGUCUUUCUUUUAAUGAAUUCACUGACAUUCCAGAGGUUUUGGAGAAGUUGACUGCUGUGGAUAAACUUUGUAUGUCUGGAAACUGUAUGGAAACCCUGCGGCUACAGGCUUUAAGAAGAAUGCCUCACAUUAAACAUGUGGAUCUGAGACUGAACAUAAUUAGGAAGCUAAUAGCAGACGAAGUGGACUUUCUCCAGCACGUCACUCAGCUUGAUCUGCGCGACAAUAAGCUUGGUGACCUCGAUGCUAUGAUUUUCAACAACAUUGAAGUUUUGCACUGUGAAAGGAAUCAGCUGGUGACAUUAAACAUCUGUGGCUACUUCCUAAAAGCACUCUACGCCUCUUCUAACGAACUUGUACAACUGGAUGUUUACCCAGUUCCAAAUUAUCUGUCCUACAUGGACGUUUCAAGGAACUGCUUAGAAAACGUGCCUGAGUGGGUAUGCGAAAGCCGAAAGCUGGAAGUUUUGGAUAUUAGUCAUAAUCAAAUAUGCGAACUUCCUGCACGCUUAUUUUGUAACGGCGCUCUCCGGAAGCUACUGGCGGGACACAACGAGCUGACGAGGCUCCCUGAGAGGCUGGAAAGGACCUCGGUGGAGGUCUUGGAUGUACAGCACAACCAGCUCCUGGAGCUGCCGCCGAACCUUCUGAUGAAGGCCGACAGCCUGAGAUUCCUGAAUGCGUCUGCCAACAAACUGGAAACCCUUCCGCCAGCCACUCUGUCGGAAGAGACAAGCAGCAUCCUGCAGGAGUUGUAUUUGACAAAUAACAGCCUCACAGAUAAAUGUGUGCCCUUGUUAACAGGACACCCCCACCUAAAGAUCCUUCACAUGGCCUAUAAUCGACUUCAGAGUUUUCCAGCAAGUAAAAUGGCAAAACUGGAGGAACUUGAAGAAAUUGAUGUCAGUGGGAAUAAACUGAAAGCCAUCCCGACCACUGUCAUGAAUUGCAGGCGUAUGCACACCGUGAUUGCACAUUCUAAUUGCAUUGAAGUCUUUCCUGAAGUGAUGCAGCUCCCAGAAAUCAAGUGCGUGGACCUGAGCUGUAAUGAGCUAAGCGAAGUCACUUUACCAGAAAACCUGCCUCCAAAACUACAAGAACUAGACCUGACUGGAAACCCCCGACUUGCCCUUGAUCACAAAACCCUGGAAUUGCUGAAUAACAUCCGCUGUUUCAAGAUUGAUCAGCCUUCAGCAGGAGAUGGAUCUGGAGCCCCAGCUGUAUGGAGCCACGGCUACACCGAAGCUUCAGGAGUGAAAAACAAGUUGUGUGUCGCAGCCCUGUCGGUGAACAACUUCUGUGACAACCGGGAGGCCCUGUACGGGGUGUUUGACGGGGACCGGAACGUGGAGGUGCCCUACCUUCUCCAGUGUACGAUGAGUGACAUUUUGGCCGAAGAGCUGCAGAAAACCAAAAAUGAAGAAGAAUACAUGGUCAAUACGUUCAUUGUUAUGCAAAGCUGUGCCUUUCACAACUACCAUCGGGCUUCUGGCUUUGCCAAGAGGGAUCACUGUGCCUGUGAAAGGGAGAAAGCAGCCCAGCUGGUCCCGGGGGUCCACAGGCCGGAGUUCAAAGACCUAAACUGUCAGCCCAUCUCCGGGGUCAUUUGUAUGCCGCUUCCUUUCCCCAUUAAUAGGACACGGCACACACAGUCAUCUUUUCCGCCCUCGGGGAACUGGGUUUUUGCGCGUGACAUCCUGACGCCUUCGAGUGGGCAGCCCUGGUAUGGUUUCCAUUGCUGGUACGGCCGCUCCAUGUGGGCUGAAGGUCUUCAGGGCCCACAUCCGAGACUCCGCUCCCUGCUGGCACGGCCCAGCACGGAACGACGGAACAUUCUCGUUUGUGAGGACUCUCGCGUGAGCACUGGUCAGACGGCACCAAAUUUCCUGCAGACUAACCUGGGCAAGCUUUUCGGUGUCACUUUCGUCACCCGUCUCUCGUGA